AUUUGUUUAUCUACAGGUAAACAGUUAUGUUGCAUUACUCAUGUAUAAUCAAUACAUCAUCACCACUUAGAAGACAUUUCUUCUCAUAUAAAAUCUAUUUUUCCAAGUUAUCAUAUGUAAAAUUGAAGAAAGAAGAAAACUCACUUGAUGUGGAUCCACCUUUAAAACGUUACAGAAAUUCUACCUCCAUUAUACGUGCAUUAAUUUCAUGCGUUCAACCUGUUCCAGAAGCUCCAAAUUUCUAUUUAGGUCCAGAUUUUAGUCAUUUAUCAAAAACGAAAACACGUCUUUGUAUGUUAGCAAAAGCUAAAGGUCGUUUAGCUGCAAGAGUAUCUGCCAGAGAUUUUUUUCCAAAUGAUAUUACAGCUUUGAGUAAAGAAAUUCCAUUAAUUGAUCGAUGGAUACCUAUACAAACUCCAGAUAGUAUAGUGAAACGUGCUAUGGAAGGAUCAUUAAGUAAUGAUGAAGCUAUGGAACGGUUGAUUUUACUUCUUGCUCCUAGACAUUCGUGGAAGUUAUAUAAUGAAAUAGCUCCUGAUUACAAAUGGACAGCGAAUACUUUGCAUCGUUUGCUCGAUCUUUUAUGUGUUACAAAUAGUGGUCGAGGUGGAGCUCAUCCUCAUGUAUUAUUAAAUAAUUAUGAUUGGAGUAAUCUUCCAGAUCCAGAUGAAAUUUAUCUAACGCAUCAUUUCAAUAUUACACCUUAUAAUGAUAGACAAAUAAUAGCUAAACGAAAUGAAUUAGAAAAUACCACAAAUGCUGAAAUUAAUGAUGAAUUUACAGACAACAAUGUAUCAUCCGGUGAAGUGAAUAAUUGGAGUUUAGAUACACAAGCAGAGAAAUUGUUUCACAAAGAAUUUAACAUUCUUAACACUCCAGCAGGUUAUCGUAGUAUGAUUCGUGGUGCAGCUAGAUUUGGUAAUGCUGAUCGUGCUUUUGAAUUGACUAAACUUGCAUGGGAAUCAAAACAUGGUGAUAAAUGUCUUGAUCUAGCCACUUAUAAUCAAUUAAUUCGUUGUUUACAUCAAUUAACAAUUGUAAAGAAUGAUGAAGAAAAUAUUUGGGAUAUUAUUGUGAAUAUUUUAGAACAUGUAAAAAUAUGUGGAGAUCCAAUAAACAUUUCAAUUUUUACUAAUAUUCUUUAUACAUUAGCACAAGCAAGUGUUCAAGUGAAAUCAACAUCACAUUUAUCUGAUAAAAAUUAUGUUUCAAUAGGUUUAGGCUUACUAAGUGAAUUAAAACGAUUAAAUUUAAAACCUGAACUUGGUACAUUAGCUAAUUUAUUGUUGUUAAUCUAUAGAACACCGGCACCUGUAAAUCGAUCGUCUACUUCAACAACAAAUAGAUCUAUGUUAAGUAAAAAUUUGAUCAAUAAUAAUACGGAUUAUUCCACAUAUAAGUGUUCGGAUCUAAUAGAUAACUUAUUAAACGAAGUAGAAAUCUAUUUUAAUAACAAUAAUAUUAAUGGAACAGGUGGAUCACCUCAACGUUUUGAUGCAUGGACUAUGGAUGAUUAUACAUUUUUUCCCAUAGCAAUGAAAUGUGCAUUAAAUGAAACUAAUGUAAAAUUAGGUCAACGAAUUCAUAAUUUAUUAACUCAUUAUGAAGACAGAACAUUUUUAUUAUCUAAUAAUCAUAUAAAACGUGAUUAUUUACAUAAUUAUUGUAAAUUAAUGUUUCAAUUUAAUGAAUCUAAUGUAAAUGAAUGUGAACAACUAAUUGAACGUUAUCAUAACACUUAUUGUCAUUAUCCUGAUGUGGUUUUAUCGUCAAAAGGCUUACUGGAUAGUCUAAUGAAAAAUUAUAAACGUAUAUUAAAUUUAUGCGAUAGUUAUGCUAUAAAGAAACUAAACAUACCUUCAACAAUAAUAUUUUGUGAACAAAAUAUCAGUUCAAUGAAAUUGUCCAUAUACAAUCACUUAUGUAGAUUGUUGAAUGAUUUACUGAACAUUGAAUUCAUUUACUAUUUACAAAUCAAUCCAAGCACAAUUGAACAGUUAACACUUAUGGUAUGCGAACGCGCUACUAUUAACCCAAAAGAUGCAUUAGAUUUGUCUAUGAAAAUAACAAAUAUUUUAAAGAAGUUAGAUAAUGAUUUAAUAAGGCCAAUUAGCAAUACUUCUACGACUGGAUUCCAUUAUGACGAUAGUGGAGUGAAAAUCGAUCAAUCUUUUGUGGAAAAGUAUAAACAAUUUGUUGCAUUUAUGGUAAACAAAUGUACUAAAUUAUGUUUUCCAAUUUUUGAAGAAUUAUCUGUUGAUUAUAACAACAAUAAUAAAAAUAGCCGUGAAGAAUAUUUAACUUGGAAAACAAAACUAAUUAAUACACUAUAUGAUUGGUUUCGUUAUGCUGAAAAGCAUAAUUCGAUAACGUGGGAAUGGGCACUGAAAGGAUUAUACAUUUUAUGGAGAGAAGAUGAUUUUAUACAAGUGGAUUUUAUGUGGAACGUUAUAGAAUGUUUGGUGAAACAAGAUGAAGAAUUCACAAAUUGUGUUACGGAACAACGAAACUUACUAGAACCAAUGUUAAACACAUUAGAAAAAUCCAUUUUAAAAACCCCGCAACAAGAUAUUGAAUCUAUCGAAAAAUUAAAGUGUUUACAGUCCCUGAGGAAUGCUUUUCAAGUCACAGACUCUACAAAUACAUUACCCCUGUAUUCUAAUGGGUCUAUUCCCGUUUAAAUUUGCGCCGAAAAUCCUCAGUAAAUAUAUAAAUAUCCAUCUUGUUCCAAACAAUUUAUUAUAUUAAUGAUAGUUGUAUUCUGACCAUAUAUUGGAAAGAGAAUUGUAAAUAGAUA
This is a messenger RNA of Schistosoma turkestanicum, 2797 nucleotides long. Lineage: Eukaryota; Metazoa; Platyhelminthes; Trematoda; Strigeidida; Schistosomatidae. The record is from the annotation of a GenBank genome assembly.